AUUUACGAACUGCGUCUAUCAAAAGUGAAAGUAAAGCUGCAGACCAAACCCUUUUGUCCGAGGACGUGAGUUCUCACUUUUCCAGGUUUCACGUGGACAUUAGCUCGAUUUAGUGACCUUGGAUUUAUUUCUAAAUCUGAACUGGGUCCUGAUUUCUGUCUUUAAAGUCGAUACCUGGACUUGCUUGAAGGAUAUUUCCAUUUUGGAUCACACCACUGCAAUGGGUUUAUACAUGAUGACCCACGUGCACAUGUUGCUGCUUCUUUGCUCGUCUUUGUCAAGCGCUGCCCCUGCUUCAAAGAGCCUCGUGGUUUCGGUCAGGUCCUCUGUCUUAGAGCAGCUUGGUAGAGAAACCACACUACCAUGCUGGCUCAAUCCACCACAGAGUGCCGAGGCUCUGGAGGUACGCUGGUACCGCAAUGACCGCUUCGAUACCCCGAUCAUAUUGUAUCAGAAUAGAAAGAUGAGCGCGAACAAGGAUGCUUCGUACGUGGACCGAGCCUCGUUUGGCCUGAAGGACGCAGCAUCCGGUGGGCUGGCAGCAGGAGACGUGAGCAUGAAGCUGCUAAAUGUCGGGAUUGAGGACGAGGGAGAUUACAUUUGUUACGUGAGCAGUGAUCAGGGUUAUGACCGUGGAAGUGUCAGUCUCAAGGUGACAGAAACAGGAAACACUCCGCUCCUGUCGAUGGUGUGGGCAGAACAAAACCUGGUGAAUUUGAGCUGUGGAUCUGAAGGCUGGUAUCCGAGGCCGAAGCUGCACUGGGCCGACCAGAAGCAGAAUCUGACCCCAAAGAGUUUGGAGUACAGCAAAGUCUCUUCUGGUCUUGUGUCAGUCCACAGCUGGGUGCUGGUCCCAAGCUCCUCGGAGGUUUCCUGCUCAGUGGGUCUCUCUGACGUGGACAUGAAGGAGGCAAGAGUGCGGCUGGAAAUCCCUCCUCCACCUGCCAAACAGGUGGUUCAAUCUGCGCCUGGAUUGGUGGCUGCAUUGGUGAUCUUCAUUCUACUCUUCUUGGCCGCAUUAGCUUUACUUGGAUGGCCGUACAUCAAAAAGAGAGUUUUCCAGAAGAAAGGCAAAUCAGAGGGCAACCAAGCUGAGGAGAAUAUGAAGCUUUUACAAGAAGUUGAGAAGGCAGCUCUUGAAGAGGCUAAAAAGCAUUACGUAAAUAUUGAACUUGAGGAUAAAGGAAAUCCAUACAUCACAAUCAAAGCUGGUAUCUUCAGAGACAAAAAGCAUCCUGAUGUAACAGCAGUUACCUGUCUCACAGCGAUAAGGGGAACCCCUGGCUUCACUUCAGGUCAACACUACUGGGAGGUUUCUUUGGAGAAUCCUGGAGUAAAGGUUAAACAGUCCUGGUGGGUGGGGGUAACGAAGGCAACUGACUUCCCUCUGCAGGGUGAUGCUCCUUCUAGCACUUCAAAUGGUUUCUGGUUCCUGUCGUCUUCCCCUGAGAGAGCAGACAGCUUUCAGCUAAACACAGAACCAAAGGUUUUACUGCCUGUUCGCUCAAGACCGACAAGAGUCGGUGUAUAUCUGAAUUAUGACGGCGGAGAACUUUCCUUUUAUAAUGUGGAAGAUGAAUCUGUCAUUGGAUCUGUCACUGCUAAGUUCCAGGGUGAAGUCUUUCCGUUUUUCAAUCCUGGUAAAGGUGACACAGGAACUAUGAAGAUAUUAAAGAAGAUAGAACAGGGUGCGUGUAAUGACACAGGGAACGAUGAAAGGGCACAAGAGCCUGAAUCUUAAUAUCUUCUGAAUCUAAUAUAAUAAUUAUAUAUAACCGCAAGUAAUCUCGAAAAGCAUCGAGGGGCAAAUAUAUAUAAUAUAUGGGACAUCAUCUGAAGAAGGAUACUUGUCUCAUCAAUACAAGCUUUAGAUUGUUUCUCUAUUGUUUGCAAAGCUUUCUUGGAAAAUGUGUGUAAUAAAUGUCAAUAUUUUUAUCAGCUCCUAAAGCUAAUCACCUGGACAUACACUCCCAAGUCCUAUUUCUACAAAGUUUGGUGAAAAUCCUUCCAUGAAUUGUUGAGUUAUUUUGUACAUACACACACACACCAGAGAAAACAACACCCUGCUUUCUGCUGACUCAAGGUUUAAGGUAACCUUCAGAUAACGUUCUUGAUGUUUAUCCGUUUCAUAUUUAGUGGUAGUUGUAGUUCUGACUUAAAAAAAUUGCAUGUGUAAAUGUUUUUUUACUGUUUUAUAGUGUUUAAAAAAAAAAAAAAGUAAUUUGUUAAUUUAAUUUAGCAAAGUUUUGUGUGCUCUGCAUGUUAUACAGUAAUGUAGCUAUUAAAAGUAUUAGUUUGAUAUGUAGUAUUAUUCUGACUGAAAUAAUGAAUAAUUAUAUUGUGUGUUUGAUGUUAUAUUUGAUGUGUUCGUCUUUUUAUGCCGUCCAUUUCAUUAAGUUAGUACUUUUCAUUACUGUCAGCUUUUUCAAUAAACUCAAUGAAUCUGA
This is a messenger RNA of Pleuronectes platessa (European plaice), 2447 nucleotides long. RefSeq names its product butyrophilin subfamily 1 member A1. Gene Ontology annotation, molecular function: protein binding. Lineage: Eukaryota; Metazoa; Chordata; Actinopteri; Pleuronectiformes; Pleuronectidae. The record is from RefSeq and is a predicted model, not a curated record. The transcript has 9 exons. Bases 221 to 1741 code for a protein of 506 amino acids.